AUGUCUACUGACCAAGAUAUAAUACUUAAUCCAAAUUCGGGCCACCUUCCAGAAUGCCAAUCUAUCAAUGAAUCUAAUGCAAACAGACAAGAUACAAAACAAAAGACUAAAAGCAAAAAAGUGCGGAAAGAACAGUCAGAUGAUGAUUAUAUUUUACAAAAGCUGCAAUUCUAUAGCACCGGGCCUACACUAAAUACUGAUGACUGGCUCUACGACCCAGAAGGAUUAGACCAGUUAGAUAACUCUAAAAAGACAGAUAGAGUGAAAAUGUUGCAUGCAUGUGAAAAAUCUUACUAUCAGAAGGAUUAUAAUAAAUGUCUUGAAAUGAUAAGGAAAGCAGAGAGUUUAUUUGGCGUGCAACUAGAUAAUGAAGAAGAUAAUGAAGAUAUCAAAAGCGAUUUUGAAUCCUCGGGUAAGAAAACAAGAAAGAGUGCCAAGGUCGAUAGACACAUCGUGGAACUAUUACACAUUAAAGAGCGUUGCCUUGAAAAAUUAAAUAUCUGA
Molecule: messenger RNA, 504 nt
Organism: Debaryomyces fabryi
Lineage: Eukaryota; Fungi; Ascomycota; Pichiomycetes; Serinales; Debaryomycetaceae
Exons: 1
Coding region: 1-504 (167 amino acids)
Source: RefSeq, a predicted model, not a curated record